Messenger RNA from Neohortaea acidophila, 5213 nucleotides. RefSeq names its product MmgE/PrpD family-domain-containing protein. Gene Ontology annotation, cellular component: mitochondrion. The transcript has 8 exons. The coding region runs from base 119 to 5017 and encodes 1632 amino acids. Gene Ontology annotation, molecular function: 2-methylcitrate dehydratase activity; 2 iron, 2 sulfur cluster binding. NCBI's taxonomy places the organism in Eukaryota, Fungi, Ascomycota, Dothideomycetes, Mycosphaerellales, Teratosphaeriaceae. The record is from RefSeq and is a predicted model, not a curated record.
ACGAGCUUCAUCCAAGCUCAUCACUUUUAUUGUUUUCCCCCCGCUCGAAUUGUUCAGGCGCAUGCACACUCGCUCUGUCCACACACAGACACCUCGCAUGACCCUCUGAGUCCUCGCCAUGUCCUCUCUCGCAGCUCGUGGUGCCAUUCGUUCCGUGUCUCGCACCGUCCAGCGAUCCCGAACCCCCCUCCGAGCCUCAGCCUUCCUCGCCCAAAAGUCCUUCCAACCUCAAGCAGCCCGAUUCCAACCCUUGCAAGCCACCAGGAUGUUGUCCGCCACUAAUGCCACCCAGUCGGCGGCCCCAGCCUCCAACGAGGUGCAAGAGUUCGACAAGGAAAUCAAGGACAUGGCCGAUUACAUCCACAACACCAAGAUCGAUUCCGACCUGGCGAUUGACACUGCUCGCUUCGUCUUCCUCGACACCAUUGGCUGCGGCCUCAAAGCCCUCGAAUUCCCCUCGUGCCGAAACCUCUUGGGCCCCAUUGUCCCCGGCACCGUCGUUCCCAAUGGCACUCGCGUGCCCGGCACCCCCUACACUGUCGACCCCGUAAAAGGUGCCUUUGACAUUGGUGCCAUGGUUCGAUGGCUCGACUUCAACGACUGCUGGCUCGCUGCGGAAUGGGGACACCCCUCGGACAACCUCGGCGCCAUUUUGUCAGCAGCCGACUACAUCAACCGCGCCAACUCGGCCGGAGGUGCUGGCAAGCUCAACGGCGGCAAGAUCUUCACGGUCCAGGAUGUGUUGGAGGCCAUGGUCAAGGCGCACGAAAUCCAGGGCUGCAUGGCGCUGGAGAACAGCUUCAACAAGGUCGGUCUCGACCACGUCGUCCUCGUCAAGGUCGCCUCCACCGCCGUUGUGUCUCAGAUGCUCGGCCUGGACGAGACUGGCACUCGUGAUGCCAUCUCUCACGCCUGGGCCGACGGGCAGGACCUCCGCACCUACCGUCACGCCCCCAAUGCCAUGUCCCGCAAGUCGUGGGCGGCCGGCAACGCUUGCGAGCGUGCCGUCAACCUCUGCUUCAAGGUGCUAAAGGGCGAGAAGGGCAUGGCCAGCGUGCUUUCCACUCCUACCUGGGGCUUCUACGACGUCAACUUCAAGGGCAAGCCCUUCCAGUUCCAGCGCCCCUACGGCUCGUACGUGAUGGAGAACGUGCUGUUCAAAGUCUCCUACCCCGCCGAGUUCCACUCUCAAACCGCCAUCGAAGCGGCGCAGCGCUUGAACAAGAAGCUGAAGGAGAUGGGCAAGACUGUCGAGGAUAUUGAAGAAAUCACCAACCGCACGCACGAGGCCUGCAUCCGCAUCAUCGACAAGCAAUUCAAGAAGAUGGACAACUACGCCGACCGCGACCACUGCGUGCAGUACAUGUGCUCCGUCAUGUUCGUCUACAACCGCCUGGAGGCCAGCGACUAUAGCGACGACAGCGAGGCGGCCAACUCGCCGAUCGUCGAGGAGCUGCGCAAGAAGAUUAAGUGUGUGGAGGACCCCAAGUUCACCGAAGACUACCACAACCCGGACAAGCGCACCAUCAGCAACGCCCUCACCAUCAAGCUGAAGGACGGCACGGUGCUGGAUGAGGAGGUCGUCGAGGCGCCGCUCGGCCACCGGCUGCGAAGAGAGGAGGCCAAGCCGGAGAUCCUCGCCAAGUUCAAGCGCCACAUUGAGCCGCAUUUCAGCAAGGAGCAUGUGCAGAAGCUGGUCGAUUUGGGCAACGACCCCAAGAAGCUGUAUGCCAUGCCCGUGCAUGAGUAUAUGGAUUUGUUUAUGGAGGAAGUUUUUGUCAGUGUCGAUAGCGAGGUGUAUGUCUAUUCUGGCAAGGCGAUUGGUCUGUACGACUGUAAUUUUUACUUGACUCUGAACGUGAUCAAGCGUCGAGGGAAAGCUGCCAUUCCCCAAAUAGGAAAGUCCGAGAUCGCUUCCGCGCUUCCAAUGACAUCCUCCUCCACUUUCGACCGCUGCGACUUCUCCCCCAAACACACCGGCGCCAACGUCCUGCCAAACUUCUUCCUCUUCAGCAAGCUCGUGCGCCUAGCCCACAAACCUCUCGUGGCAUGCCGCGACCUUACAUUCAACUACACCGCCACCUACGCCCAGCUCUUAACAGACGUACUCCACCUCCGCAAUGUCCUGCGACGCCGGCUGCGUCCCGAUAUCAUCGGCAGCAUCGAUCGCGAAGACGAGGUGUACAUCCUGCUCCUCGGACACGCGGGGUAUGAAUUCACCGUCGGGUUCCUCGCUCUGGUCGCUCUGGGAGUAGCUGUUGUGCCCAUCUCGCCUGAACUUCCGGUUAAAGAGGCUACUUACUUCGCCACGCAGUCCCGCGCCGUAGCGGUGCUCACAUCCGCCAGCUGCUCAAAGCUCGGGAGUGAGCUGGAGACUACCAUCAACAAAAGCAGUGAAAGGUAUUUCCGGUGCUUUGGGAUCAAACCGCACGUGCUGCAACCCUGUCUGGCGCCCGAAAGGCUGCACAUCUCUUCGGACCGCUACAUGGAUCUUAACAAGCCUGGCUUCGUGCUGUUUACGUCCGGCACGACUGGUCCACCCAAAGGCGGUGUCAGGAGGCGAGGCUGCCUUUACGACGUUGCGACUCUCUUCUCAGAUCAGCACGGCAUUCGAGAGGGUGAUGUCGUGCUGCAUACCCUACCUGUGCACCACGCCACGGGAAUAACAGUAACUCUCCUCCCCUUCCUCUGGAGCGGAGGCUGCAUCGAGUUCCGCAGCGGCGGCUUCGACGCAGCCUGGACCUGGGAGCGCAUCCGCCGCGCCGAUCUCGACUUCUUCAGCGGCGUGCCGACAAUGUACAUGCGGCUGAUGCAGUACUACGAGCGCACGCUGGCGUCGCGACCAGAAGUGGGCGAGUACGUGCGAGGCGUCCGCCGGAUCCGAGCCAUGCUUUGCGGGACGUCGGCGCUGCCGAGACCUCUGCAGGCGAAGUGGACUGCUUUGCGGGAUGGCAGGGGCAUUCUGACGAGGUAUGGGGGUACGGAGUUUGGGAAUGCGCUGACUGUUACGCCGUGGUUGUUGGAACAGGGUGUGCCGGAUGGCUCUGUUGGGAUGAAGAGUCCUGGGGCGGAUGUCAAGUUGUCGAAUGGCGAUGAGGGGGAGAUUCUGAUUCGGAAUGCGGUGUUGUUUUCGAAGUACUUGACUGAUGAGCCGGCUACGAGGAAUGCUAUUGAUGCGGACGGGUAUUACAAAACGGGCGAUAUUGCGAGGAGGGAGAAGGGGUGGUAUUUCAUUGAAGGUCGGGCGUCUAUUGAUAUUCUCAAGAGUGGAGGGUAUAAGAUCUCCGCUCUCGACAUUGAGCGCGAGAUUCUUGGACUUGAAUAUGUGUCGGAGGUGGUUGUGGUUGGAGUACAGGAUGAAGAGUACGGACAGCGAGUUGCUGCGGCGAUUGUGCUCAGGGAAGACGUUCGGACACGGCUGAGUAUUGACGAGCUACGGGAGGAUCUGAGGAGCUCGUUGGCCUCGUACAAAAUGCCGACGUUGCUGAGAGUCGUGCCGGCGAUUCCCAAGAAUGCAACGGGAAAAGUGGUGAAGAAGAAGUUGGAACAAGCUCUGAUUUGGCGACGACGAGUGAGCUCUCACGAUUAUGCCAAUCACCAUAUGCCUCUGGACCCCAUCACGUCCGUGGAGGACUGCAGGUGGUACAUGUACGAUAGGGUUACCACUGGAGCCGGGCAGUCUCGUGGUUGUCAUAUCCAGUCUCCACAGCCUUCGCAAAUAAGUCGCUCUUGCCGCAUCCGCGCGCCUUAUUUGAGGAAGCACGACUCUUCAAUAACGACGCGUCCCAGUCUCUUCUUCCAACUUUCGCUGGCUACACUCUUCACAUACAUCCAACAAACAGACCCUCCAUAUCCUUGCACUCUUCCCAUUCUCUACUUCCGCCAUUCACUGACUGUACUCUUCCCAUUCAUUCAGCAAGCAAGCCAUCUUCUUCCCAAAAUGAAUGUGACUGCGAGCGGCGACGAGAUCCUAGUCGCAUACAAGCCUACGUCUCGCCAGGCUGCCAUCCUGCGCGAGUACUUUAGCGCCUUCGAGCGACAUGCUCAUCGAAUCGACCAUCGAGAUAGGGUUUGCGAGUUUAGGAUAGGAAUAAGAUGCGAAGUACCCAGGAGUGCUCUAGAAUUCACCAUGAGCCUCUCUCACCGUGCUUGUCGACUGGUUGCAGUUGGAAGACGGCAGAGAACUCUGGAAGCAGUGACUGUGUACACUGGGUGGCUCCAGAAGGAAAAGGCUGUCGACCGCGAGGAUGUCUUCAUCGUCCAUUACGCUGGUUUCCCCAUUCCAGACCUCACUAUCGACGGGUUUGAGCCAUCAAGCAUUUCGUCCCUCUCUCCGCUCGAGCAGAGCAGGCAUGAAAUUAUGUCGGAGUCCAUUCGUGUUCCGCGAGCACAGUUGAAAUCUGAGACGCACACUCCACUGGCCGCUAAUGAAGGUCCCCUCUACGACGUCCUUUUCUUCUUCAAACGCACUCCAUCCCAGCGGAUCGUCACCAAAUUCCUGGCAAGAGAUCCUGCCGUCCAGCGUGCUGCAAGCCGACUAGCUGCAACACCAAAUGCUGAGCCAAUCACAGCUACCGUACCCGUGCUUUGCUACGACUCCAAGAAUGGCGGCCAAUGCAGGGUCCUCCUCUCGGGAUACCUCGGUGAAGCCAUUCUGAUGAACGAACGGAUCACAUGCAUGCUCACCCCCAACUCUGAUGUCUUUACCGAUGCCAACCGCCACUGCCGCCUCCUGCCUGGCUACGUUGCCCCUGCCGGCACAUCGCUGUCCAAAGUAGCUCACCUCAAUCGCUACGAGCUUAUUGACGACUUUGGAGAUUAUGGGUACGAUGUCCCUGCCGUUGAAGAUGCCGUUCUGCAACGAGAUUGCGUCGAAAAACUCGCGUUCUACGGACGGCACUGCAAUGUCGACAUGAACGCCGUCAACGCCGCCGUCAACGAGAUGCCAAUCCCGCCGACUUUUGGGAGGCUCCGCGCUGCCCUCGACAAGCUCGAUCAGGCCGCUACGAACUUAUAGAGCCAGAGCCGUUGGCUCUUAUCCUGAAUCUUUUUCGGAGUGGUGGAGGCAAACAGGUGUAACUGCUCAUAGAGUUCAAGGCUGCGGCAAACGCUCUUGCCUCGAAAAGGCGUCAAGGCGUCAGAGCUAGUGAAGCUAGCGGCGCGGCCCGACAUGCGCUGCCGACCUAGUUUAAACCUGCAUGCACAACAACGAG